UUGAAGAAUGGACAACAGUUAGUUUCAGAGGUGCCACCGUAUCUAAAAUAGAUUUACAUUGAUUGUUAAAAGACAAAAUAAGUGAAUCCAUAUCAUUUUGAGCCAUGCGAGGGUCAAACAUGGCAGAGAACCUUCCAGCAGCAUCCUGGUUUAUAAUCCGCCUUUGGAUCAUCAAUUUAGGAGGUGAAGGAUCCACGUAAAAUGACAAAUUAAAGAAUAUGCAGCUAUGGUCACUCACAUGGACAUCCUCCACACAUACAUCAUGUAUAUUUAAACCCAGGGAGAAAACAAGGUCCAGUGUGUGGCCCUUUGUAUGUGUGGGGCCAGAAACAUGCUGCUUAAAGUUAAAAGACUCAGUGAUAGUGAUGAGCUCAGCAGCAGUGCUACAGGAAGCGUCAUCAAUAUGAAGGUUGAAGUCUCCCAAUAUUACAACCUUCUCCAAUUUAAUGAUCGAUGUCAGAAGGUCAUUAAAUUCAGUUAGAAAGACCCCAGCAGGUCUGGGAGGUCGAUAGAUUAAAAUACAGUAAAAGGUUUUCAGAGAACUGACCUUCAUCAUCUGUGACUCAAAUGAAGAAAAGAAGUCCGAGGUCAUCAGUUUGCAUGUGAGUCUGUCCUGGUAAACAACAGCGAGUCCUCCACUACGUCCUGACAGACGCGGAGUUCCAAUGACAGAACAGCCAGACGGGCAGAUUUCAUUCAAGUGGACAUAAUCCUUAUUUUGCUGCCAUGUCUCAGUCAGACACAUAAAAUCUAGAGACUCUUUAAUAAAAAGAUCAUUUAGAAUAAAUGAUUUGUUCGUUAUAGAGCGAACAUUAAGCAUUGUGAACCGAAUUGAUGACGGUUUAUCUGCGAAAUCUACAGCUGACUGCAGCGGCGCUUGAAUUAGACACCUGUGCACACCUGUGGACCUGCCGGGCAGGGCGGCGACUCCAGAGUUGGGAAAAACCUUGAUCGAUGAGCAGACGUAGCUGUCACCAGCAAAACGGAAAAUGGAUGACGGACACAGAGUGAGCAAACUGCUUUCGAGCCAUGGGGCUCGGGUCCCAGGCGGCGGCGUAACAUCCCCAGCAAACGACAGGAGAGGAACUGGUCGCAGGCACCGAGAGUCACCCCACAGCCAAGCAGCUAGCCUCCGGUACCUUCUCCGUUUCACCUGGACGCCAGCCCUCGUUCCCCUUUUUCGUCUCUUGAGGGUGGAAAUGUCGCGGGGUGUGCACAGUAGCACGCACUCAGAGCUGUUCAUAACCUCCGCGGUGGAAGACAGAAGCUACUGGCUGACUCAGAAAAGAGAGAAGACCAUCUACAGAAGAGGCACCAUGAAGCUGCUGCUUGUGUCUGUACUUCUUUGUGCAGUGAUGGUUCUGACACCUGCUGCUUUUCUUACAGAUAAAGUCGGCAGCAGUGGUGCAGGGGAUUUAAUUCCAACAGGAAUUAGUUACCAGGUCAGGAUGUUAUCUCGUUGUCCUCGUGGUUGGACUCGGUUCAGACGUCGCUGCUUUGUCUAUAUUCCAAGAGCCAUGAGUUGGGCUCACGCUGAGAGAAACUGCUUGUCCAUGGGGGCCCACCUUGCAUCUGUGCACAGGAGCAGCGAGUACCGUCUGAUUCAGAAGCUGACUCGCCCUCAUGGCUUCAGAACUACUUGGAUUGGAGGAACUAAUGCAUCUGGGAAACAUGUUUGGUUGUGGAGUGAUGGGAGCCGUUUCCACUAUACACACUGGUGCCCAGGAGAGCCUAAUAAUGGCCUUGGCAAUCAGCAUUGUCUGCAGAUAAAUUAUAGUGGUUCCAAGUGUUGGGAUGAUGUGCAGUGUGACUCACAUCGGCCAUCUAUCUGUGCCAGGAAAAUCUCAAGACACCGGGGCUAACACUGAAGCAUGAAAUUCCUAUAAAAACACAAACUGAUGUACAAUAGUGUUUGUGUUUUGCUUGCUCCAAUUUCUUUAUUUCAUUUUCAAGCAUUACAUUUUUCUCUCAUUGUAGCACCCAAUUAAAACAUCAAACGACAAAUCAACAAAAACUGCAUUGUCUUUAAAGACCUUGCGUCUUUAACAGCAGACUGGUUGUGUUACUACAGCGUUGAUUUUAGAAAACUGCUCUUUCUUCUGUUUUUUAUUUUUUUCACUUGUUUUAUGCAGCAAUAAAGCUUUCAGUCAAGCAUC
Oreochromis niloticus (Nile tilapia) is the source of this 2156-nucleotide messenger RNA. RefSeq names its product ladderlectin. Bases 990 to 1862 code for a protein of 290 amino acids. The transcript has 8 exons. The record is from RefSeq and is a predicted model, not a curated record. NCBI's taxonomy places the organism in Eukaryota, Metazoa, Chordata, Actinopteri, Cichliformes, Cichlidae.